AUGCGAGGAAGUCGAAAUUUGUUGGUGAGUAUGAGAAACAGUGAAAGUGUUGGAAAAAUUCAAGAAAAGCAUUUUUACGGAUAAACGACCGAAUUUUCGACAAAAACUCAAUGCUGAAGUUUAUUUUCUUUUGAAAAAAUCCUCAAAUUUUCAGGCAACUCGAAUGGCGUCGUCGCGUGCUUCUGGAGCUUCCGCGGGCAUCAAAUUCGUCGGAUUCGCCGUCGGUACAGCCGUCGCCGGAGCUGCCGGAGUCGCCGGAUACGCUUCCUACGACAACGAAUUCAGAAAACAGGUUCUCAUCGGUUUUAAUGCUGCUCAAUUUCAAAUGACUUUUAGCUGGAGAACGCGAUUCCGGGCUCGAAAAGUGUGCUGAACUACGCGAUUGGAGUGGAGGAGCCGCCGGCGCCGAGGCUCAAAGAUUUGCGGCCUCUUCAAUUCUCUGCUGUUCGUUUUUCUCCGAAUUGUCUAUUUUUGUAGAGAAAGUUGAAUUUCCGGGUCUAAAAGCGCCCAACAAUUUUUUAGUUACCAAGAUUUUUUGUCUGAUGUUUUCAAUUUUUGUGUGAAAGUGUAAUUUUAAGCAUUUUUCCCAAUUCUAGGACCCAAAAGUGGCUCCGAAGCCGUUCGAGCCGAAGCCGAUCGCCGAGAAGAAGCAAAUUGAGCUCAAAAAAGAGCUGCUCGGCGUCACAACCGACAGCUCGAAAACUCGACCCAAAAAGUCGCAAAAUCCGUAUCUGGGACCUCAAAAUCAGCUGGAAAAGAACGAAAAACUAACAGAGGCGCUGAAAACGCGACUGGCCGAGGCGGAGAAAGCGACGAAAGUGGCGACAAGCGGGAAAUUGAAAACGAUCCGAGCCAUCGAGCACCACAUUCAGAUGAUCCGCGAGGCGAUCGAGGCCGGAAAGGACGCCGACUGGGAUACGGUCACUUUGGCCCAUUUGGCCGCCAAGCGCUCCGCCGACAAGGACUUGGAAGCAGAGAAAUCGGCCAGAAAUGCCAUCGCCGAGCUUGUCACGGUUUGCAAUUUUUUGUAAUCUGUGAAAACGCGCAUUUUCAGGAGGCGAACCUCGGCGGACAGGGCGAAUCGACGCAGCUGAAUCCGCUGGUGCCGAUUUCGAAAACGACGGCGUCGAAAUUGUCGAACGAGCUGGACGAGAUGGUUUCGACGGUCAAACACGUGGAUUCGGAACGUCUUUUCGUGCGGGACUACUCGGAGAAAGUGGCAGAGAGCCGGAAAAAGUUUCUGCUCGAAUUGAAGGCGAUCCAUCCGAAAUUGGACUACGAGCACGGAAUGGAACUCAAAAAGGGCGAUCUGAAGACGAUUUUGGCGCACGCGCAUUUGAGAGUCGACCAAUUGAACCAGCAAUUAAUCGAUCACAAGGUUCGCACCGCGGUUUUGUGCAAUUUUAGAGCUCUCCGUGGUUUUUCUGCAUUGAAGUUUUUGUAACCAGUUUUUAUCAAUUCCAGCAGCUUUGGCGAGAGCAUCCCGAAAUGGAAGUGCCACAGAAUUUACUGCGGGAGUUCCAUUUUAGAAUGCUCUCGUUUUGGCCGGAUUUAGAGCUGAAAUUUUUAAAUAAUUGCUCACAAUUCUCCAGCUGAACGAAGAGAAGCGCGUCCGUUCGAUUGUAGCUCAAAAAAAGCAGGAUUUGCUCGAAAAACUGCGUCUCGAAGCGGAGGAAAAAGCGAAUAAGCAAAACUUGACCACGCCCACUUCUACUGUCAUUCCGCAGGUUCGUUCGAAUUUAUUACAAAAUGCCAUCUAAUUGCAAACCUUUCUCCCAACUUUUCGGAUGCGCAAAAAUACAGCUUUCUUCCUAAAAUUGCCCAUUUUUGCAGGCUGACCUCAAAAAACUGGAAGAUGAGCUCGCUCUGGCUACAGCCGACAUCCAGAAGGCGUACGACGAGAAGCUGAAGGAAGUGGUACGCACUCAGAAGCAAUUGUACGAUAUCGAGCACGCGAAGGACGUGGAAAAGGCCGUCAGCAACGAGAGAAAUGUUAGUCGGCGAAAAAAAUGAGAGAAAUGAGAAAGAACCGUCAGCAAAACAAUGAAAUCUAACGAACAAUUGAGAAAUUAGCGAAAUGCUUUAAUUUUUCAGCUGCACGCCUCGGCCAUCGGAAAAGCGCUGUCUCAACUGGAAGGCAUCGAAACGGCGCUCGCCGGACACCUCCAAAUGGAUAUUGAGAAUCGAAAGUCAGCAAAAAUGGGAAUACUUGUCUAUUUUACCCUUUCAGAUCGAAACAAAUGUGGUUGGCGACUCAAAAUCUGAAGGAAACGGUGAUUUUCGGGAAUCGAGCCAGUUGUUGUAUGGAAGGAAGACGCGCGCCGUUGGGGGCACAGCUCAAGGUGAAAAUUGAGAGAUUAUGGGAUUUGUAGACAAAUUUUGACGAGAGUCACGAAAUUUUGAACAAAAUUGUGAACGAUGCGUGUUUGUCUUAUUGCAACUCGCAAAAAGAAUUUGCAGACGCUCGUCUCGUGCGCUUCCAACGACCAAUUCGUAAAGCACGUCGAAGCUGCGAUGCCGAAAUUGUCGAAAGUGAGAGGGGAAUACACGGAAGAGGAUCUGAACACCCGCUUCAACAAGGUAAACACAACCACGCAAUAUUGAUUCGAAAUUUUGGCUCGCACAAUUUUCGCAACCGGGCGUUUCGCAACCAAUUCCGCGACCGGUGUAUAGCACUAGUAUUGUGCACAAUUUGUGCGUUGAAAGUAUAGAAAAGUCAAAACGUUUGAUGUUUUAGCUGAUCUAGACACUUUAAACUAUAUUUUGAAAUUGACCGUGUCUAAAGCAUAAAAAAUUUGAAUUACUGUAGGUGUGCCGCAUCGGACGUCGUGUAGCGUAUGUGAAGGAAAACGGCGGAGCACUGAGUCACCUCUACUCGUGGCUCAAAUCAGCGCUCACUUUGUCGUUGGUCACUCCCGAAAUCAGGUGGGUAGAAAAGUUCUCUCUGCGAAAAAAAACGAAAAAAAUUCGAUUAGUUUUAUGCUCAAAACAGAAAAUCUGCAAUUUUCAGCAUCACUCCAUUAGAGGAGACGAACAUUAGCCUUCUGGCGCGUGCCGAAAAAUUGUGGAAGAACGGAAAGAAAGCCGAUGCGAUUCGCCUGCUUCAGAUGACCGACGGAGCUACCAGAAGGUUGGGUUUUGAAAUAAAUGAGACUUUUUCCCGAAAUUUUAAAGAAAAGGUCCGUUAUUGUGAUUAAAAACCCGGGCUGAGCAAAUUUCGGCCCGGACCUUUUAAGGCCUGGACUUCUGACUCACUUGCAAUGAUCCGAUCGGGCUCAAACGUUGCAUGCUUCUUGGACUUGGAUUGAAGUAUAUUGGGUUCAAGUUUCAGACCGAUCGGAUUAUUUUCUCUCGAGAUAUGUAGAUCAGAGGCCUAAAAGGCCGCAAUGAGCCGGAAUUUGCCGAGUCCUGUUCAAAACAGAAAAAAUCUGGAAAAAUGUUAUGCUACAUCACUGAACGUUUCAAAAAAUCAAAUUUCAGAGUGGCUUCGGAUUUCAUCCAAGACGCCCGUCGCCAACAAGAAGCGCUCUUCCUCUCGCGGCUCCUUCUCGCCCAUUCGGCCCUCGUUUCCAUCCGUUCCACUUAUUGA
This is a messenger RNA of Caenorhabditis sp. 36 PRJEB53466, 3589 nucleotides long. NCBI's taxonomy places the organism in Eukaryota, Metazoa, Nematoda, Chromadorea, Rhabditida, Rhabditidae. The record is from the annotation of a GenBank genome assembly.